AUGUCCACGGCGGAAGAUACGCACGACCAACAUCCUCAUGUCUCGAUGGCCAAACUACCGCUGUGGUACAGCAGUGGGUACUCUCAAUCCAUGGUGCGCGCGAACCAUGCGUUCACAGGGAUCCUGAGUCUUAUGACAUGGCUUCUUCCCGAAUGCCUGCAUCCUCGAGGCUCGGCAAACAAUAUGGCUCUCCGUCCCACGGCUUACCUCGACGCAAUACGAGGUUACGCUGCAUGGUCGGUCGUCAACCACCACCUCAGAAAUCAUACCGAAACCUGGUUAUUCCAACAACCCCCACUUCUCAUGCUGCACAAGGGCAGCUUGGCGGUAGAUAUAUUCUUCAUCAUAUCUGGUUUCGUUCUGAGCAGGAGGGCACUUGAUCUCGUCCGCCAGGAAAGAGAGGUUGCACUCCUCGAGUGUCUGGCUUCCUCAACCUUUCGGAGAUACAUUCGCCUUUACCUUUCGGCUGCCGUCGGCACCUUCAUAGCAAUGGUGCUCUUCUACUUCAACAUAUGGUCAUGGUAUUCCCUACCAAGGUGUGAAUCCUUCGGCGCUCAACUACUCCACUGGGUUGGCGAUGUGGUCGCAUUCAGCGAUCCCUUUGCCGACCUCAAGGGAUGGUACUAUACCGAUGUUUUCACGAGCAAGUACCUAUUCGUUCUUUGGACCAUUCCGAUUGAAUUCCGAGGAUCGAUGGUGGUCUUCCUGUUCUGUACGGCGACUUGCAAAUUCUCUGCGCGUGCGAGAACGGUGGCCUGUUGGCUCUGCAUCCUGCUCUGCUACAUAUGGCAAAGGGUAUAUAUCUCAUUGUUCUUGUUCGGAGUCCUGCUCGCCGAAAUCUCACUCAGCCGUCAAUCGACGUCCAAAGAUGACCUCCCCGUGUGCGAGCAAAAAUUUUCACCUAUUGCACGGUCAAAGCGAGCCGCCUUUCACCUGGUUCCCAUCACCAUUCUCAUCAUUGGAAUCUUUUUGAGCAACCAGCCAGUCGAUCUGGGAUUGCAUGGGCCGAACCCGUGGCCAUACCUUGACAACUGCAUCCCUUCAUGGUGGGAAGCCGGUGCGGAGUCAACGAUACAUUUCUGGACCAGUAUUGGUGCGUGCUGUAUCCUGUAUGCGAUCGAGACCUACCCAGCAUUCCGUCGGCCACUGGAGACGUCAUUUUCGCAAUACCUUGGCCGGUUAUCUUUUGGCAUGUAUAUCAUGCAUGUGAUUGUGCAAAUGGGCCUUUACGAGCGUGUAUUGAACCCGGCCCGCGAGGUCUUUUUGGGCGAGUCUCUCUUGAGCUAUUGUGUGAUAUACGUACCUUUUAUGAUCGUUGUGCUCUGGGUGGCAGAUUACUUCAACAGGAUGGAUCGCCUCGUCAUAAAUUUCAGCCGGUGGUUGGAGAAGAGAUUGUUCGCUCAAGACUCAGGUCAAAGCUCCAAAUAA
Messenger RNA from Exophiala spinifera, 1428 nucleotides. RefSeq lists its product as uncharacterized. Gene Ontology annotation, cellular component: membrane. Bases 1 to 1428 code for a protein of 475 amino acids. Gene Ontology annotation, molecular function: acyltransferase activity, transferring groups other than amino-acyl groups. Gene Ontology annotation, biological process: polysaccharide biosynthetic process. The transcript has a single exon. Lineage: Eukaryota; Fungi; Ascomycota; Eurotiomycetes; Chaetothyriales; Herpotrichiellaceae. The record is from RefSeq and is a predicted model, not a curated record.